This is a messenger RNA of Drosophila sechellia, 989 nucleotides long. RefSeq lists its product as uncharacterized. The coding region runs from base 350 to 916 and encodes 188 amino acids. Lineage: Eukaryota; Metazoa; Arthropoda; Insecta; Diptera; Drosophilidae. The transcript has a single exon. The record is from RefSeq and is a predicted model, not a curated record.
CGCCGCCCACUUUUACAUUUCAUGCAACUCAAUCAAUUAAGAGAGAGUUACUCAGCAACAUGGCAUAUUUUUUUUUUUUUUUGCAAAAUGUUGGCCAAGUAGUUUUUCUACAUAUACGGGCUGAGUUAUAAUCCCUAGGAGUCUGGGGUACAUUUGUGAGUCUAUUAUUCUAUUAUUCUUUCACACUAGCUGAGUAACGGGUAUUUGAUAGUCGGGAAACUCGACUCAAGUUAGCUUUUUGAAAUGUGUCCAAAGCAUAGUUUUUACAGCUAUCACUAAUGUUUUCAUUUUAAGUCAAAUACUCUGAAAUUACAAAAUCAAAACUUUAUUGAAAUAAUUUGGUGUGAUUAUGACCAACUUGAAAUGCGUUUUCUUGGCUGGAUUACUCCACGUGAUCAAGUUCCUGGCGUUGUAUUCCAGAAGUUCCAAUGCUCCGGCACCGAAGCUACCCUCGCUAAUCGUGGGUCUUGCUGCGAUGGAUCUUAUAUGGGGCAAUUACUUCGUUCCACGGCUACUUCAAAAUAGUCCGGCAGUGAUCAAGCGGAUAUACGAAGUGAUAGUGUCGUACCAGCUUUUGGGGUUUGUCAAUGUGAUUUGGAAGUCAGUGGAUAAUAUGUGUGUCGUCCUAUUGAGGAUCUUCAUAAUCGGCACUGGCCACGUAUCGGAGUCCAACUAUGAAAACUACGAGAGCUACUGGGUGGGCAUUGUUACUGUGCCGUUGUCCCUCCUGAUCCUUGCAUUUGCCGGCCAAACCACUGGCCAUUUCCCCGUGUUACGCCGUGAAGAGGUGAUGGUUCAGCUGCACUGCAAGGAGGCCUUGAGGUACAUUAAUCGCCAUCCGACGAAGAAGCUGCGCCGCAUCGUGCCGAUUCUGAGGGAGCACAGGGAUCGGGAACGCCGACAGCAUAGGCAAUAAAUUGAAACUUGUGCUGGGCACGCGAAUUCAAUUGUAUUCGUUUAUUUUAUACAAGAAACAAGAAAUCAUAAUA